Messenger RNA from Melanaphis sacchari, 3609 nucleotides. It is a transcript of the gene Dg, whose product is annotated as dystroglycan. Gene Ontology annotation, molecular function: calcium ion binding; laminin binding. Lineage: Eukaryota; Metazoa; Arthropoda; Insecta; Hemiptera; Aphididae. Gene Ontology annotation, biological process: muscle attachment; axon guidance; morphogenesis of an epithelium. Bases 409 to 3609 code for a protein of 1066 amino acids. The record is from RefSeq and is a predicted model, not a curated record. Gene Ontology annotation, cellular component: dystrophin-associated glycoprotein complex; sarcolemma; dystroglycan complex. The transcript is spliced from 16 exons.
UGGUAAUAAUAAUAAUAUCAGUGUUCCAGUCUUCCCCCCUCGAGUGUUCGGCCGUCUUCCCACACGAACACCGCUCAACUCUCUGCCGCCUACACACAAAAUUCGUAACUCGUAACCGUGCUCGUAGUGCUCGUACUCCGCACUCCGCAGCAGACAGCAGUGGCCGCCAUACGCACGUCGCGCGCGCACCGUUCGUGUUCGUCUUCUCGUCCGUCGCUUGUUAGUGUUUUCGAUAUUGUUGUCAUCACCAUGUCGUCAUUGGCGCCGUGACCGCGACGACUAAAUCUGACGUGUCAGCCGCCACGUAUUAGCCCUCCUGCUCGUCGAAUAAAUUAUCUCAGAGUGAUUUGGCGCUUUGGCAGCACACUAUUUCGCGUUCAAACGGUAUCGCACGCAGACCAUGUCCAAAUGAAGGGUUUCGCAGCUGUCGCGUUUCUGUUGUGUCUGGCGUCCGCACACAAGUCCGGCGACGUCAAACACAAAUGGUGGAGCAUCCCGGAACCUGUGGCCACCGUCGGAAAGUUGUUCUACUUCAAAAUACCUCAUGACUCGGUUGUCGACAACACUGGCCCCAUUGACUUUUUGGGUCAAGAUGGUGGUGGUCUUCCAAGUUGGUUAGUUCAAGGUAAGGGUGAGCUUGAAGGAAUACCUGGACCUGAAGAUGUUCGUGAUCAUUUGUUGGUAAGAGCAGGAGAUAAAAGUCGCCGAAUAGUUUCUGAUGUAGCUUCUAUCAGAGUUGCUCCCCUAAAAUGGAAAAAUCUUCGAAAUAAUAAACGAUGUAAAAAUUCUGAAGAUUCUAUUUUGCUAUGCCUUGUUAUUGGUAUGAAUUUUAAGAGCAUACAACCUUUACAAAGGCUUAUCGCACUGAAAAAUUUAGCAGGAUUUUUAAGUCUUCCUCAAGAUGCUGUUUUAUUAGUACCUCAAGAAAGUGUAUCUUCUUGGUUAAUUGAAUAUAUAGUAUCAUCUGAACGUCAGUCCCAUAAAAAGCAUCAAUUUAAUGAUACAUCUUUUGUUCUUUGGGAGGUUGGCUGUGGAGGUAAUAUUUUGCCAGAACAUAUUGAUCAUGUACGUCAUAUGCAAAGUAAUACUGUUGAUGGAACAUUGUCUGAGGUAUUGCAGUUACCAGUUACCAAUUGGAGAUUAGUUAAUUCUUUUAACCCUUUGCGAGGCCGACGUCAAGUUACAGGCCUGAAACAAGACAAAAUUUCAGGAAAUGUCAAUUUAGAUGACUAUGAUGAUAACAAACAAGUUAUUUCUCAAUCUUAUAAUGAUGAUGAUGAUGAUGAAGAAGAAAUUAUUCCUGAUACUAGACAACUUAUUAUUGAACCAUCUCCAUCUUUUUUAAAUCAUCAAUAUGAUACCGAUCAUUAUCAUAGACAUCACCGUAGAGAUGAAUCUGUGUUAAACGUACCAAAAGACAUUAUUAACUCUACACCUGUUCAAAAUAUGAAAUUAUCUUCAAUUCUUGAUUUAAGUGAAGCUAUUAACUCUUAUGUAAUUCAGCCAACACCUUCAUUCUACGACACAAAAUCUUCCACUCCUACUACCGAACAAUUAUCUGAAUCUGUGGGCAUGGGUGAUUCGUAUGAUACAACAAUCAUACCAGAUGAAAGUAUAUCUACUGAAACUCCAAAUUUAGUGACAGACAAAUUAAAGGAUCUAGCUAAUGAGAAUUCUAUUAGUACUUCUACUACUACUACAACUACUACAAAUGGGGAAAAUCCUAAUACGCCACCAAUAAUUAAACAUAGAUUACCCAAACUUGCUAUUACAGCUGGAAAACCAUUUAAGUAUCCAAUUCCCAACAAUAUAUUCUAUGAUGCUGAAGAUGGAGAUACAAAACACUUAAAGUUGGCACUAUUAAACACAGAUCCAACAUUAUUAUCAUGGGUUGAGUUUGACGCUGAAAAACAAAUCCUAGUUGCUUUACCUUUGGAGGAUCAUGUAUCAAAAUGGGAAGUAGUAAUUGAAGCAAAAGAUUCUGGGAAUUUGGCCGUUAACAAUACAUUAGAACUGGUUGUCCAACAACUACCUCACUUGCGUGCCAUUAAUCAUCAGUUAACUUUACAAAUGCGCCUUAAACAAGACUCAUUGGCCUGGACACAUCCAGUUAACUGGAGUUUAGAUAUUAUUGACAAAAUCAGUACAAUUUACUCAACUGAUGUUAAAGACAUCACAGUCUUAGCCUGGCCAAGAAUCUCUAAUUUAAAUGUUAACAAAGAUAAACAUAGCAUUCAGUUUACCUGGACAAAUGAUACAUUGCCACGUGAAGUCUGCCCUAAUGAACAAAUAACUCAAAUUUUAGGAAUUUUAAAACCAGAAAAAAGUAAUAAAAUUAAAUUUGGAAAACAAUUUGGUUCUUCAGUUGUUUUGGAAGAUGUUAGUUGGCUAGGAUUAGGUAAUUGUGCUUCAACAUCAUUUAUUUCGAGUCAAAAUUAUCAACCUGUAUUGCGCAAUCCAGUUGAUCUUAUUAAUGCCACUUAUGGACAAUUAUUAUCUUAUGUCGUACCAGAGGAUACAUUUUAUGACCCUGAAGAUGGUGCUUCACGCAGAUUGAAAUUAUCAUUGAUGACUAUUGAUCGUACACCAGUUCCAGAAAAUAAUUGGUUACAAUUUGAUACUAAAAACCAAGAAUUUUAUGGAAUUCCAUUGUGGGGUGAUAAAAGCCUUUCUGAAUAUCAACUUAUUUGUACUGAUAGAGAAGGAAGAUCAAAUCACGAUAGUUUAGUAGUAUCUAUACCCAAUACAACUAAGCCUUUGCCAUCUGCUGAAUUUGAUAUGAUAUUCAAAACUCCAGAGUUCAAAGAAUUCAAUAAUUCUGCCAAACUAAAAAAAUUAUUUGUUGAACGUGUAGCUAAUCUUUUUAGAGAUAAAAAUACAGCCAACAUUGUUGUUCUUGGAAUCAGUUCAGUAAAUGGUAUGACAAUGGUGACAUGGUUCAAUAAAACAUUAGAAAUGAAUCGGUGUGAUGAAGAAAAAGUUCUACAAUUGCGAAAAAUUUUACUAAAUGAAGAUGAAAAGUUAUCUGAAAAUGUAACAAAAAAUAUGAUACCAUUAUUUAAUGUAGUUGGAGCACAUGUUGUACCUUCUGGAAUGUGUGAAGGUGGAUUUACCGAAGUUCGACCACCCAAAACACCCAACUAUGUUACACCCCGCGAUGACAAUAUUUUGCUUUUAUUUGACACAUCAGACCAGUAUUUUUCGACAUUUAUUAUUCCAGCAAUCAUAAUUUUAGCUAUGAUGCUGUUUGCUGGAUUACUUGCUUGUUUAUUGUAUCGACGAAGACCAUCAUCAAAAUUAAGAAUUGGUGAUGAUGAAAGACAAAGCUUCCGAAGUCGUGGCAUUCCAGUAAUAUUCCAAGAUGAGUUAGAUGAAAGACUUGAGCCCACAAAUAAAACACCAAUAAUCAUGAGAGAAGAAAAGCCACCUUUACCACCACCUGAAUAUCAAAGGUCACCACCAAUGGCCACCACAGCUUUACUUGCCGAUACAGAAGAUUCACCAUAUCAGCCUCCACCACCACCUUUCUCAAAUGUUGGCUCUAAUCAUAGGUCAAAACCAUCAUCAACCCCGUCAUAUCGCAAACCCCCACCUUACGUUCCUCCUUAA